Molecule: messenger RNA, 1123 nt
Organism: Kickxella alabastrina
Lineage: Eukaryota; Fungi; Kickxellomycota; Kickxellomycetes; Kickxellales; Kickxellaceae
Product: trypsin-like cysteine/serine peptidase domain-containing protein
Exons: 6
Coding region: 79-1056 (325 amino acids)
Biological process (GO): proteolysis
Molecular function (GO): serine-type endopeptidase activity
Source: RefSeq, a predicted model, not a curated record
GCCUUUUCAUUUUCUCUUUACACAUUUCCAACACUUAAAUUUAUAUUUUCUUUAAUCGCUCAAAACCAACCAUUUAUUAUGUAUCAUCGCAUUACCACCGCUUGCGCCAUUGUUUUUGCUGGAGCAGUGGUUGCCUCUGCCUCUGGAUUUCAGGGAAGUGGCAACAGCACAUCCGGUCUCUCACGGCGCAUUGUCGGAGGUGGCAUCGUGGAUAUUACAGACCACAAAUACAUUGUCUAUAGCGUUAUAAAUGGAUGCACUGGUGUACUAAUUGCGCCAAAUUUUGUUCUGACAGCCCAGAGCUGCGUCGACGCCGUACCCGACGCUAACACAGACUAUAGCAACAUGAAAAUACAAAUUGGAAAUUACAUUUACCCUGUGUCCAAAGCAUAUUCAAGCAUGAAUUUCCCUCCAAUGGGGUACUACAACCAUAUUGCGCUCUUAGAGCUGAGCAAGGCGGUGCCAUCGAAAGUGGCCACCCCGAUAGUCGGGUUUCCCACUUUGAGCACAAUGGACAGCACAGUGACGCUGGAUGAGUUGCAGGACAAGAAUUACUGUAAAGAUGCCAAUUCUCAUUAUAACGCGGAUACCGAAAUUUGCUCACGCGUGAGCUCCAAUCUAAACACGUGUCGCGCGGACUUUGGCGCCCCGGUGCUUACUCCUGUAAAAUUGUCUGGAUCCUCAUCUUCCUCGUCGAACAACGAGAACAGUUUUGAAACCACUUAUGCUUUGCUGGGGCUCACCACAUAUUCGUACAAGAGUGCCACUGCUAAUAUGAAGUGCGUCUAUGGUGGAACCAUGGGUUUCUACACAUGGCUGUACCCGUUUGCAGAGCAAAUUGCUGCUCUGGCAAACAUGGAUACAACCACUUCUGAAAAGUCCAGCAGCAGCACAAGCAAUGAGGAGGAGAUUGCCGGGCUAGAUGACGAAAAGGAAAAUAAUGUUAUCCAAGGGUUCCCUGAGCUCAGCGAGUACCACUUUGCCGUCCGAAAAGCCGACAGCGGAUACUUGGCCCUGGUAACUUUCAUCGUUGCUGCAGUGGGAUUUGCCUUGUAAAUCCAUUUUUGCAUUUUCAAUAUUCCAUAAUUCAAUAUUUUUCACACAAUAUAUACCACAUGUUUGG